Polyodon spathula (Mississippi paddlefish) is the source of this 3063-nucleotide messenger RNA. RefSeq names its product synaptotagmin-like protein 3. NCBI's taxonomy places the organism in Eukaryota, Metazoa, Chordata, Actinopteri, Acipenseriformes, Polyodontidae. The record is from RefSeq and is a predicted model, not a curated record. Bases 509 to 2362 code for a protein of 617 amino acids. The transcript has 16 exons. Gene Ontology annotation, cellular component: plasma membrane; exocytic vesicle. Gene Ontology annotation, biological process: intracellular protein transport; exocytosis. Gene Ontology annotation, molecular function: small GTPase binding; neurexin family protein binding.
GCAUUUCUCAGCUCGGUAUUGUCAAAGCCAAAAGCUCUGCAUUUGUAGGGUGAACUUGAACAACUGCACAGUCUGACAAAAUACAGGAGAGGCUCCUUGAAGCAAGUACAGCACUGUGUGAAAGUACUGAACGACACCUGUGGUGUGAGCUGAUUAAGUUUGCUUGUUUAUUAACAGCUGUGUGUAUCUGCUAACAAAAGGACCAACAUUCAAGAAUAUGCAGGCUAACCAUUCAUCUCAAAAAACAAUACGAAAUUAAGAAGCAGCUGUUUAUCCAGCCUGUUGCUGCUGACCUGAAUAACGCCAGCGCUGGAGGUCAGUAAAAGCAACAGUUACACAGCUCAACAUCUUUUGAAAAUUGCUCGUUAGUAAAAUGAAGCUAACUGUGUACAGAAGCUGUUUCUCUGGACAAUGCAUUUAAUGUCCCAGACUUUUUUUGGAUAGUUCAAAUCCUAUUUUGUUAAAUAUUAUGUAGACAUGGUUAACAAUAACAAAAACAGUAUAACCAAUGGCUGAAAAAAUGGACUUAAAUUUCCUCAAAGAACUUGAAAGAGAGAAGGUUCUGGAAGUCCUGUACAGGGAUAAGAUACUGAGGGCAGCUGAAGAAGAACGGAUAAGAAAACUGAAGGUUGAGCUCAAAGCAAUCUGCCGCAAGGGUACCAAGAGUUUCAGCCAGCAGUAUACAGAUAAGACCUGUGCCCGAUGUCAGAAAUCCCUUGGGAAGAUAUUGAACAGCGGAGCUGUGUGCAAAGGAUGCAGCCACCGAAUCUGUGCCAAGUGCCGUAUCGUCAUGUCUGACAGGGUGUGGAAAUGCACUGUAUGUUACGCUUAUGGGGAUGUGAAAAUAAAAUCUGGAGACUGGUUCUUUGAAGAAAGAGCAAAAAAAUUCCCAAGUAAACAGGAUUCUGUUGGAGAAACAUUAUUAAAAUCCUAUCAAAGACUGAGUAAUAUUGCCAUUGUCCCUCCCACUCCACCUCCUUUUUUUGAGAAUGUGUCCAUAAACAAUGUUGGGGAGCUGAAACAUUCAAAAGGAUUCACUAAGUCAGUAGAAAACCUGUUCUUUUCACUCACAACCCACAUGAAAAAAAUCUCCAAGUCCCAUAACGACGUGACGGUAAACCAAACUUUCCUGACCACAGAUUACGGACAGGGCACCAAAAAGGAGAGAAGGAGUCAGUCAGACACGGCCAUAAACAAACAAGCCAUGCUAACAAAGGCACCCAGUCUUCCCAUCCUGUUCAAAAAAGCUACAGCUAAUGAAGAUGAAGACAGAAUAGAUUUUGGCCGUGUUGAGAAAGCCAGCUCUACAGAUACACUGUACACCGGAGCAGCGAAAAGGCACAGUACUUGCAGUAUCAGCAGUACAUGUACUGAAGCUGGCAAUUUUGAGAAUGCCAGAGUCAGUGGAGAAAUUGAAUUCUGCAUCGCGUACAACUACAAGACCUCCUGCUUAGAAGUCCGUAUCAAAGCUUGUAAAAACCUGGCCUACGGGGAUGAAAAGAAGAUGAAGUGCAACCCAUACGUCAAAACCUACCUGCUCCCUGACAAGUCCCCUCAGAGUAAACUGAAAACAGCAGUUAAAAAGAAUACAACAGACCCCACUUUCAGUGAAACAUUAAAGUACAACAUAGACCGGUCUCAGCUGGAAACACGGUCCAUUCAGGUGUCUGUGUGGCACACUGGAAUUCUCAAACGCAAGGUAUUCCUGGGGGAGGUCAUCAUUCCUCUGGAUUCAUGGAAGUUUGAGGAGGACUCCACACAGUCAUAUAACUGGUACCAACUGAACUCCAAGCCUGACAGGCUUGAUGAUUGUGUACCAGUACAGUACAAUGGGGAGCUCCAUGUAAAGGUGAAAUUUGUUUUACCAUUGCAAAGCUCCAAAAUCCAGUCUCAACAGCUCUCAGUGGAAGCUCUGCAGAACAAGAUGACUGUUAUCGGUCAACUCAACGUUAUGAUCAUUGGAGCCAAAAACCUGCCAUCUUUAAGGCCUGAUGGUACUUUAAACUCAUUUGUCAAAGGAUGCCUAAUCCUUCCAGACAACAGGCAGUUGAAACAGAAGACUCCAGUGCUUAAGAAGAAAUCUUGCCAACUGUGGAACCACCAGCUUGUAUUCAGCGGUGUGUUUCUGUGUGAGCUGCUGGACUCCUGUCUUGAUAUCACGGUCUGGGACCAUGCUGCCUUUGGCUUCACCGACCGUUUCCUGGGGGGAGUCCGACUAGAGAGGGGGAUACUGUCUACAGACUCCUGGGACAUGGACGCAGCUUCUGGACAACCUUGGCAAAACAUUUUGAGGAGACCAAACACUUGGAAUGACAUCACACUUGUACUUCAUCCAAAUAUGGAGUUUAUGAUGAAAACCUAACAUUGCCAGUUACAAAUUGAUCUUUUUGGAUCCUUUCACUUAAGUGUAAUAGUAAGAGAAAGCUUGUAGAAUAGUAAUAUUGUUUGUCCUUAAAACGUAGGAGCCAGAUAAGAUUAUACUGUUGACCAAGAUAUGCUGUAAUGUUGUGUAUCCAAAGCCCCUGUAUGGAGCUACCACAGCGCUGAAAUAGAACAUGCUAUUGAACAGCAUACAAAAACAUACAUGUGAUGAAUGUAUUUACACUGCAAGGUCAGUUGGGAAGUUCAAAUAAAUGCACACAUCUGCAUUUUAAAAAAAAGUUAAGAUUUCAGCACGUUGGACUUUUUAAAAUGUGCUCUUCAGAAAGGGUACUUGGAAACAGAAGUUACUGUAAGAGGGUUUGCAUUCAUCUUUAUUAAUCACAAUCUAACUAAUCUGAACAAGAACACAAUUGGAUUGUACAGUAGAGCUAGAAUUGGAUACCCCACAUGCCAAAGUGAUGAGGGUGGAUUCAUUUUGACAUCCAAUACUUAUUCAUUCUACUGAGUCUUUGUAUAUUAUGUAAGAGUAAGGGGAGACCAGUAGUAUACCUUAUUAAUGAGACUGCAUAAUCUUUAAGUUUAAUAUUUUCAAUUGCACCACACAGCAGCGCAGAAAUAUGUUAUAUAUUGGAUCACUGGUAAAUCCAUUGUUUUUUUUUUUUUUUUUUUUUUUUUUUUAAA